GAGUUGAAGAUGUGUUAAUGGUGUGAAUGUGUGCAAACCAAAGCCACAUGCCAUAUAGCAUGGGAUUCAACGCUGGUUUUUGGCAGUAAUUCAAACAAACAAAUUCAUAAUGAUCAUGAAUCCAUUGACUUAUUGAUGAUAAUUGCCUGAAGGAUUGGAUCCACGAUGAGACCAAUUAAGAAAUAUGAAAGUCAACACUUCUCUUCCUAUCAAAAAAAAAAAGAAAGUCAACAUUUCUCUUCCAAUAUAAAAACCAUAUCAAACUUCAACACAUUAUACAACACACUUUCUUCACACACAGAAAAACUCAUUACACAAAGUAACAAUGGCCAAAAACUGCUUCGACCUCAAAACAAUGACAUAUUCUUCACCCAGACAAUCCAUCCACCUUCCAACUGACCCCAACCUCUCCCUAACCUCCUUCCUCUUCCAAUCCACUUCUUCCCUCGCCGAUACCAUCGCCAUUGCCGACGCUCACACCGGUGACUCCCUAACCUUCCGCCAACUCAAAAUCGAAGUCUACGCCCUCUCUCAAUCCUUGCUCCGCAUCGGAAUUCGACAAGGCGAUAUCAUUUUGCUAUUCGCACCUAACUCAACACGCUUCUCCGUUUGUUUUCUCGCUAUAGCUGCUAUAGGUGCUAUUGUCACCACCUGUAGUCCUUUGUAUACCGUCUCCGAACUCUCCAAGCAAAUUCAAGACUCCAAACCCAAACUCGUUGUAACCGUAUCCGAGCUAUUCGACAAAAUAGAAGAAUUGAAUAUCGAUUUACCUUUCAUAUUGCUCAACGAUUCUUUGAACAAGUUCGGUUCUAGGUUUUUGAACUAUGAUGAUCUGAUCGGAGAUUUUUACAAUAGCUCCGACGAGAUUCCGGCGAACUGUGUUGUUUCGCAAUCCGAUGUGGCGGUGAUUCUGUACUCUUCAGGUACCACGGGGAGAAGUAAGGGAGUGAUGUUGACUCAUCGGAACUUCAUAGCGACGGCGGUGGCGGGAGUGGCGGAUCAAGACCGUUACGGUGAGGGGAAGAACGUGUUCCUGUGUUUUGUGCCGAUGUAUCACGUGAUGGGAUUGGCGGUUAUAACUUACACACAGUUGAGGAGAGGGAACACGGUGGUAACGAUGGCGAGAUUUGAUCUGGAGAAGACUUUAGCGGCGGUGGAGAAGUUUAGAGUGACGUAUUUGUAUGUUGCUCCACCGGUGAUGGUGGAGAUGAUCAAGCGGCGUGACAUUUUGAGCGGUUAUGACUUGUCGUCGCUGAAGCAACUUGCCGGCGGUGCUGCUCCGUUGGGGAAAGAUGUGAUGCAAGAGUGUGCUAAGAUUCUUCCGCAAGUUGAAAUCAUUCAGGGGUAUGGCAUGACUGAAGCAUGUGGACUUAUUUCCUUUGAAAAUCCAAAGGAACGGGAUGGAAACUUUAUUUCAGGUUCAACUGGAACAUUAGUUCCAAGUAUAGAAUCCCGAAUUGUUAGUUUGGAAACAUUGAAUCCCCUCCCACCCAAUCAAACAGGGGAAAUCUGGCUACGAGGACCUACUAUGAUGAAAGGAUACUUUAACAAUCCAGAAGCAACAAAAUAUACCAUUAAUGAUGAGGGUUGGAUGAUUACAGGCGAUCUUGGUUAUUUUGAUGAAAAUGGACAGUUAUUUGUUGUGGAUCGAAUUAAAGAGCUCAUCAAGUGUAACGGGUAUCAAGUGGCACCAGCUGAACUUGAAGAUUUACUAAAAUCUCACCCUGAAAUUUCUGAUGCUGGGGUGAUCCCAUCCCCUGAUGCCAAAGCUGGUGAGGUUCCGGUGGCUUAUGUUGUUCGCUCGCCCAAUAGCUCGAUAACCGAAGUAGACAUUCAAAAAUUUGUAGCAAAACAAGUUGCACCAUACAAAAGAUUGCGGCGAGUGAAUUUUGUAGACAAGAUUCCAAAGUUACCCACAGGAAAGAUCUUAAGAAAGGAUCUCGUAACUCUUGAUCAACAAAUAACAUCAAAGUUAUAGUAUGUUAUUGUAAUGUCUUGGGAUUUCUAUUGUGAAGAUUUUGUAUAUCUAUCGUCAUUGCAUAACAUGUAUCAAUGAUAAUUAAGAUAUUGUACGGUAACCAAUUAUUGCUAUGUUUUCUGGUUAUAAAUAAAAUAAAAUAAAUGGAAGAUACACUCUUUUAC
Trifolium pratense (red clover) is the source of this 2142-nucleotide messenger RNA. Its product is annotated as probable CoA ligase CCL10. NCBI's taxonomy places the organism in Eukaryota, Viridiplantae, Streptophyta, Magnoliopsida, Fabales, Fabaceae. Bases 326 to 1978 code for a protein of 550 amino acids. The transcript has 6 exons. The record is from RefSeq and is a predicted model, not a curated record. Gene Ontology annotation, molecular function: CoA-ligase activity.